AUGGACGGUUACGACUUUCACACUGUUUCGCUCAGUGUCAGUAGGUUGGCGGAGUUCUACGGCAAACCUAGGGCGGAUAUCAGUCAGAGUAUCACGUUUACGUUGUUGUUUAGGAGUGUGGGCGCGGCGGUGUUUGGGAUGGCGGGGGAUAUGUAUGGGAGGAAGUGGCCGUUGUUUGUGAAUUUGAUGAUUAUUGCUGUAUUGCAGGUGGGGACAGCGUAUGCCGAUUCUUUCAAGGUGUUCCUUGCUGUUCGCUCUCUCUUUGGUAUCGCCAUGGGAGGUAUUUGGGGAUUGGCGGCCUCCAUGUCCCUGGAGAACAUGCCCGUCGAAGCCCGUGGUCUCUUCUCCGGUAUUCUUCAGCAAGGCUACGCCCUCGGCUACCUCAUCGGCGCAGUCUUCAACCUCACUGUCGUCCCUCACAGCCCUCACUCCUUCCGCGCUCUCUUCUACAUCGGUGCCGCCCUCACCGCUUUGGUCGCCUGCACUCGCCUCUUCUUCCCUGAGUCCCAGCAGUUCUUGGAAGCGAAGAGGAACAGGCAGAAUGGAUCACAUGCUGCUGCGUUCAUGAAGGAUGCGAAGAAGGUCUUGAGGAUGCAUUGGAGGAGGUGUCUGUAUGCUGUCGUGCUCAUGUCGGGGUUUAACUUCAUGUCGCAUACGUCGCAGGAUAUGUACCCGACAUACAUGCAACAAGGAAAGGGAUUUUCGGCCUCAAAGGCUACGCUCGCUACUCUCAUCGCGAAAGUGGGAGCCUUGAUCGGUGGCACAAUCGGAGGAUAUUACUCACAGUUCUGGGGCCGUAGGUUGACGAUCAUCGUCUCCUGCGUCCUUGGAAUCUGCUUCAUCCCCCUCUGGGUCCUCCCUACCGGCCUCGCUCCCCUCAUCAUGGGCUCCUUCUUCGUCGAAGGCUUCGUUCAAGCAGCUUGGGGCGUCGUACCCGUUCACCUUGCCGAACUCUCCCCUCCGGCUUUCCGCGCCGCAUUUCCCGGUAUCACAUACCAAUUGGGAAACAUGAUCUCCUCUCCCGCCGCCCAAAUCCUCACAACCGUCGCCGAAUCCCUCAAGAAACAAGUCACAGUCAAUGGCGUACGAGUCGAGAGACCUGAUUAUGGGACUACACAGGCCAUCAUGAUGGCGAUUAUCUUUACGUGGGUUGCAAUUUGGGCGGCGAUUGGGAAGGAGGAGAGGGGUGCUCACUUUGAGUUGGCGGCUGCGGCGGGGAGUGGAGAGGGUGAGAUUGGGAAGGGGAUUGUGGAGAUGCAGGAGGGGAGGGCGACGCCGACUGAGGUUAUGGAUUUGGAGAAGAAGGGUGGGGCUGAACAUGUUGAGAACGUUGCCGCGGAGCAAAGGAGAUGA
Messenger RNA from Saitoella complicata NRRL Y-17804, 1353 nucleotides. RefSeq names its product MFS general substrate transporter. The record is from RefSeq and is a predicted model, not a curated record. Lineage: Eukaryota; Fungi; Ascomycota; Saitoellomycetes; Saitoellales; Saitoellaceae. The coding region runs from base 1 to 1353 and encodes 450 amino acids. Gene Ontology annotation, biological process: transmembrane transport; carboxylic acid transport. Gene Ontology annotation, molecular function: carboxylic acid transmembrane transporter activity. Gene Ontology annotation, cellular component: plasma membrane. The transcript has 2 exons.